Molecule: messenger RNA, 1243 nt
Organism: Cheilinus undulatus (humphead wrasse)
Lineage: Eukaryota; Metazoa; Chordata; Actinopteri; Labriformes; Labridae
Gene: isca1
Product: iron-sulfur cluster assembly 1
Exons: 4
Coding region: 43-432 (129 amino acids)
Biological process (GO): iron-sulfur cluster assembly
Cellular component (GO): mitochondrion; cytoplasm
Molecular function (GO): 2 iron, 2 sulfur cluster binding
Source: RefSeq, a predicted model, not a curated record
GACGCUUGCGCAAUUCAAUGUUGUGAUUUUAACUGUAGAAACAUGUCUGCCUCCAUGGUUCGAGCGACCGUCCGAGCGGUCAGCAAAAGGAAGAUAUUGCCCACAAGAGCCGCACUGACACUGACUCCAUCAGCUGUGAAUAAAAUCCGAAUCUUGUUGCAGGACAAGCCGGAGUAUAUUGGUUUGAAGGUGGGAGUGAGAACACGUGGCUGUAAUGGACUGACUUACACACUGGACUACACAAAGGAGAAAGAUAAAUCUGAUGAGGAAGUGCUGCAGGAUGGCGUGAGGGUUUUUAUUGAGAAGAAAGCUCAGCUGACCCUACUAGGAACAGAGAUGGACUUUGUGGAGUCAAAGCUAUCAAGUGAAUUUGUUUUUAACAAUCCAAACAUCAAGGGCACGUGUGGAUGUGGAGAAAGCUUCAACAUCUGAGCAUAAUGGAGCGUGUCCUCCUUGCAACUGCCCUGCUCUGAACCCCGUCACAUCUCUAAAGACAGAGAGACUGAGAAUGACAGAAAUGAGGAGGUCUUUAAGAUGUGGACGUGCCUGUUUUCCUGCCACUGCUCUUCCUCGGACCACUAGUACCACAUACACUGACUUUUAUACUUAGAUGGAGGUUUCAGCACUAUCAGUGUAAAUUGUUACAACACAUUGAUUUUAGGUUUGAAACAUCUGAUGUCUUCAACUAACCUUGUUUUUUCAUAUUUAGUGGCUGGCUGCCUUCACAUAUAUAUGCACAUCAUUUUCAGAAAGUCAGUACAAUGACUUGAAUGCAGGAGGAAGUGGAUCAAGUUGGCCCAAGAACUUGUCUCAUGUUCAGGUUUAAGUUGGUUAAAACAGAUGAAAGAAGCAUGUUUGGUGUUAUGUCCUGAAUCUACCCCCUAAAUCCACACACCCACAGGCCAACAUUUGCUGUUUGAUAAACGCUGAAAAACAACACGCCAACAUCCAGUUACGUUUCAGCAGUAUCUAAAAUGGAAGAGUACGAGUGUCUUGCUUUCUUAGUUUGUAAAGUUUAUAUUUAUCUCUGUGUGUAAAUAUAAAGAAUGUAAAUCUACCUUGAACCACACAAACGCACAAAAAAACUAAAUGCACCAAAUGUGUAUCCCUCACAUAAGAGUACAUGAGGUUUAUGUUGGUUUCUUUUUUUGCCAGAUGUUUGUUUAAUAGUGUGUGCCCUGAAGAUUUGUAACUGUGCAAUAUGUCUGUGAACAUAUGAGAUAAUAAACAGAUAAAAAAAAUA